This is a messenger RNA of Eruca vesicaria subsp. sativa (arugula), 1115 nucleotides long. Lineage: Eukaryota; Viridiplantae; Streptophyta; Magnoliopsida; Brassicales; Brassicaceae. The record is from the annotation of a GenBank genome assembly.
AUGGCCACGGGAGAUCGCAAGAAAAUCAUCAUCGAUACUGAUCCUGGAAUCGAUGAUGCAAUGGCAAUCUUCGUGGCUUUAAAAUCACCAGAAGUUGAUGUGAUUGGUCUCACUACUAUCUAUGGCAACGUUUACACCACUCUCGCCACUCGUAACGCCUUGCAUUUGUUGGAGGUUGCUGGUCGCACUGAUAUUCCUGUGGCUGAAGGAACACAUAAAACUAUCCUGAAUGGGACAAAACUUCGAGUUGCUGACUUCGUUCAUGGAAAAGAUGGGCUUGGAAACCAAAACUUCCCACCACCUGAAGGAAAGCCAAUUGAGAAAUCUGCACCUGCGUUCUUAGUUGAACAAGCUAAGCUUCACCCUGGUGAAAUCACUGUUGUUGCUUUGGGACCUCUCACAAACAUAGCACUGGCUGUUCAGCUUGAUCCUGAGUUUUCCAAGAAUGUCGGACAAAUUGUUCUUCUUGGUGGAUCAUUUGCGGUAAAUGGAAAUGUAAAUCCAGCAUCUGAAGCUAAUAUUUUCGGAGAUCCAGAAGCUGCAGAUAUUGUCUUCACAUGUGGAGCCGAUAUAAUUGCUGUGGGGAUCAACGUGACUCAUCAAGUUGUUAUGACAGCUGAUGACAGAGACAAACUGGCGUCAUCCAACGGGAAACUAGCUCAAUACCUAUGUAAAAUCCUUGGUUUGUACUAUUCUUAUCAUCUUGACACUUAUGAGAUCAAAGGUGUUUAUCUUCAUGAUCCUACAACAAUCAUUGCGGCUUUCCUUCCAUCUCUGUUCACUUAUACUGAAGGAGUUGUUAGAGUGCAAACAAACGGCAUCACUAGAGGACUCACUUUACUUUACAACAAUCAGAAGAGGUUUGAGGAAGAGACCGAGUGGUCAGAAAAACCAUCUGUAAAAGUAGCAGUGACGGUUGAUGCUCCUGCGGUCUUGAAACUCAUAAUGGAUAGGCUUAUGGAGUCUUAAUUCAUUUGGUCUGCGUACUCUUUGAUAUGUUGCUCUUCUUGUGAGGAGCCCUAUCUUUUUAUUGUAACACAAAACCUCAUUGAAACAAGACUCUUCUUGCUUCCAUACUCAAAAAUUCACUUGUUGGUUACUCUUUAUCUUAUCAA